Molecule: messenger RNA, 3783 nt
Organism: Syzygium oleosum
Lineage: Eukaryota; Viridiplantae; Streptophyta; Magnoliopsida; Myrtales; Myrtaceae
Product: pentatricopeptide repeat-containing protein At1g71060, mitochondrial
Exons: 4
Coding region: 73-1638 (521 amino acids)
Molecular function (GO): protein binding
Source: RefSeq, a predicted model, not a curated record
GUGUCUUCAGCCAUCGCCGUUUCGUUUCCCCUCUCUCUCUCUCUCUCUCUCUCUCUCUACCUACCCACCCACAUGGACCGGCGUCGUUUCCUCCGGCGCUCGUCGGCGCAAGCCCGCUCCUUCUUCGCCCCCGCCUCCCCUCCCGGAGCGCCCGCCCCUUCACCUCGAAUCCGGCUCGCGUCUCCGUCCGGCCACCGUCUCGGCCUCAGCAGAUCGAUCCGCGGCGGCUCGGGGCGUACCCAUGACGGCCCGCGUUCGGACGGGACCGCCCGGGACGCGGAUGAGCUCGUGAGGAUCCUGUCGAGCGCCGCCGGCUCCGGUUCCUCCGUCGAGUCGUCCCUGAAUGGCGCCGCGGCGGCGGCGGCGAUGCCGCCGGCUCUGGUCGCGGAGGUUCUGAGGAGGCUGAGCAAUGCGGGUGCUCUGGCGCUCUCCUUCUUCAGAUGGGCUGAGACGAAGAGAGGGUUCGAGUAUAGCACCGAGAGCUACCAUGCUCUGAUCGAAGCUUUAGGAAAGAUCAAGCAGUUCGGCUUGGUGUGGAAAGUGGUCGAUGAGAUGAAGCAGAGAGGGUUGGUGACUAAAGAGACCUUUGGGUUGAUCUCGCGCAGAUACGCGAGAGCCAGGAAGGUUAAAGAAGCGAUCGACGCCUUUGAGAGGAUGGGGAAGUUUGGAUUGAGCUUGGAUUCGUCUGAUUUCAAUAGGUUGUUGGAUACUUUGUGCAAGUCGAGAAAUGUGGCGAAAGCACAGGAGGUGUUUGAUAAAAUGAAGGGGCGGUUCAAGUUGGAUCUCAAGUCGUACAGUAUUCUACUGGAAGGUUGGGGUCAAGAAAUGAACUUGUUGAGGAUGAUGGAAGUUUACAGGGAGAUGAAGGACGAGGGGUUUGAGCUGGAUGUUGUGGCUUACGGGAUCAUGCUCAAUGCGCAUUGCAAGAUUAAGAAGUACGAUGAUGCCGUUGGGUUGUAUCAUGAAAUGCUAGCCAAGAACUGCAAGCCUACUCCUCAUAUAUUUUGUACUUUGAUUAAUGGGUUGGGGUCUGAGAAGAGGUUAAGUGAAGCAUUGAAAUUUUUUGAGCAAUCCAAGGCUUUUGGGUUUGCUCCAGAGGCUCCGACUUACAAUGCUCUGGUGGGAGCUUAUUGCUGGUCGAUGCGGAUGGACGAUGCUUAUAGAGUUCUCAAUGAGAUGAGAAAAUGUGGCGCCGGACCAAACUCCAGGACUUAUGACAUAAUCCUUCACCACUUGGUAAAAGCUAGGAGAUCGAAAGAAGCUUACUCGGUCUUCCAGAAGAUGAGCAAUGAACCAGGGUGCGAGCCAGCUCUGAGUACAUAUGAGAUCAUAGUGAGGAUGUUUUGCAAUGAGGACAGGACGGAUAUGGCAUUGAGAGUUUGGAAACAAAUGAAGGACAAGGGUGUCCUUCCUGGAAUGCACAUGUUCUCUACUGUGAUUGCCAGCCUUUGCCAUGAAAAUAAAUUGGAUGAUGCUUGCAAGUACUUUCAGGAGAUGAUGGACGUGGGUAUACGUCCUCCGGCUAAUACGUUUAGCAAGUUGAAGCAAUGUCUCCUGGACGAGGGACGGAAGGAUGAUGUUCUGAAUUUUUCUAGGAAGAUUGACAAAUUGAGGAAAACACCACUCGUCUCAUUGUAAUACGCCAAAAGAUUCUGGCCUCUUGAUAAUGCCUUGGGUUCUUAUUUUUUCGGCCUUUGGGUAUAUUGACUCUUAGAGCCUCUGUUGGAUGCAUGUGCAACUGCGUAAGUAACUUAAGGACCGACAGCGGUACUGGAAAACCCAUUUUGUAAGCAUGGACUUGAACUAAGAUCAGGUGGGAGAUGGAUGGAAAUGCUCACUUAAGUCACUUGCUCACACUUCUCUGUCAAAUCAUUCCUAAUUUCUCAUCCUCUUCGCCCUUCUCCAUCUCUACCUUUACCAUCCCCAAACUCAGCACGCCUUCUUUACCUGCUUUAUCGUUACAGUGCUGCCUUCUGCUCGGCAUUGGGAGAAGGACCAGAACCUCUCAGUUGAUCCCUACUUCAUAUUUGUAACCUUCCCUGUCUCGUCUUGUCACUGAUGCUCUGAGUGCGUUCGAUUACCCAUUGAUCAUGCCAGAUGAGAGAUCUAAUUAUCCCCAUUUGAGUUGGUUGAUGUGGAUCCACCAUGAUGGUACCAUCAUGUCAGAUUGAACUGUUGCUGAGUGAGAGCCAUUGUGCAUCAAGAAUAUAGACUUCUAAUUUCCUUGCAAACAUCUACUUACUCCUUAUCCACUCAUAUUCCCUGUAGAAAUAUGCUUAAAUAGCUCCGAAAAAUGAUAAAUGUUCUCCUGAAUAUGCUCAGCAUUAACUACAUCCAAAACUCAGACCCAAAUACAGUUGAGCUUGCACAAGUAUUUCUUGUUAGUGUUCACCCGGGGUGUGAUGGUGGAAUGCAACGAUCCGCCCAGAUCUAUCUGAUCUGAUUGGGCAUAAAAACUGUGCCUAUAUAUUUCAGCUCUGCCUGCCUUUUGGCGUAGUAUUAACUUGAUCAAAUACGGACAUUUGAUUUUCUGGAGUUCUCUCAUGCCAGAGUGGUGCAUGCUAGAAAGCAUUCAUUAAAGAUUCAGAAUUAGACCGUGUCAUUUGAUACUGUGAUAACAUGCUAUUAUAGCGAACUCCAAUCUAGUGCAAGAAGGCUUUUGGUUGUUUUCAAUGGUGUUGUUGACGGGUAUAACCCAGGCUGCUUUAAUUCCAGUUGUCUACCCCUGAGGAAAGAGACCAACACAAUUUAUAUGCAAGGGGGACUCAUAUAAGGAGAUGUCUUUAUUAAGUUACAAGUUGCGAGUGCCAUUGUAUUUUCACAACGAGGAUUAGCCCUGAUUGAAGGGCUAAUUUUUGGAGGUGUCUGGGUGUAAAUAAGAAAUGAAAAAACUUAGGGAUAAAUCUUGAUUACCUCUUUUUUAUGACACGGGAGAUGUAUGGACUUUGUUUGUGCAUGUCCAGAAGCUGGUACAUCUUGAUGGCUACUAUGUGCUUUGACUGUUGCGGUACAUCUUGAUGCACUAAGAUGUUCAUUGAGUCUUGCAUGGAAAAUUUACUGCAGGAUCUUCCCCUUCAUACAGGCUGCCCUCAGAUUCUUUAGUUUCUUCCUUGUGCUUUGUUUGACACUUUCUUCGAAUUUUUUCCUAUGACCUGGAUACUUUUCCCUGUCAAGUUUCAUCUACCUCUGUCUUGAUUUAUAUUCUCAAUCUUUUUUGAACUCCAAUACCAGAAACUAAUCAGUACUCUAAGAUCCUUCUCGAGUUUGCCAUUGUGACAUGUGCCAUUUGGUCUUUCACACUGUUCAAGCGAUCGGCGUUUCUUGUCAAUCAUUUUCAUUGCAACUUGCUUGUACUUAUUUGGCAGCUGACCUUGAUCUUCUGGUUUCCCUUGCAGAUCCCUCCCAUGUUUUCUCCUCAGUUAGCAGGGGUCUCAAUUUUAUUGAUCACACCAGUGGUCUUGGAUGGAAAGUACAGCAAAAAAUCCAACCUUUGUAGUUGAUCCGGGACUUUAAUUAGCCAGGCGAACCCAGAUAUUUCAAGUGACAGAGAAACGACCAACCCCUGAAGCAUUUAAAGUCUUCACCGGUAAAGAUUUUUUCAAUGGCUGUCGCCUAUUAAAGUAUUAAGGCAGAAGCAGAAUUGGUCUCUAAGCAGACUCAUGUUGAGCAUCUCUCGAUAGGUAUAACUGGUAUCAUAUUUUCACUCGAUCAUCUGCAAUUCCCCCGAAUUCAAGAACACCACCGUAAACAGCGAUUUAAGAUUCAUGAUCUGGGACAAUCCAC